CGCGGCGGGAGUGGCCGCUCCUCCGGGGCGGUGGCGUGGCGCGGGUUUGUGGACGCCGGGAGCGCGGGCCAUGGCUCCCUGGGCGGGGUCCGAGGCCUCGUCGCUGAACCCGCUGCGCGCGCUGUGGCUGGCGCUGGCCGCCGCCUUCCUGCUGACCUUGCUGCUGCAGCUCGUGCCGCCCAGCCUGCUCCCGGGCUGCGCGCUCUUCCAGGACCUGAUCCGCUAUGGGAAAACCAAGCUGGGGGGGCCGCGGCGCCCGGCUGUCUGCCGGGCCUUUGAUGUCCCCAAGAGGUAUUUUUCUCACUUCUACGUCAUCUCCGUGCUGUGGAAUGGCUUCCUGCUUUGGUUCCUUACCCAGUCUCUGUUCCUGGGAGUACCUCUUCCACAGUGGCUUCACCGUUUGCUCAGAAUUCUUGGGGCAGCACAGUUCCAAGGGGGUGAGCUGGCACUGUCUGCCUUCUUAGUGCUCGUGUUCCUGUGGCUGCACAGCGUGCGGAGGCUCUUCGAGUGCUUCUACGUCAGUGUCUUCUCCAACGCCGUGAUUCACCUUGUGCAGUAUUGUUUUGGACUCAUCUACUACGUCCUGGUCGGCCUGACCGUGCUGAGCCAGGUGCCACUGGAUGGCAGGAAUGUCUAUGUAAUAGGGAAAAAUCUGUUGAUGCAAGCACGCUGGUUUCACAUCCUGGGAAUGAUGAUGUUCUUCUGGUCAUCUGCCCAUCAAUAUAAAUGCCACGUCAUUCUCGGCAAUCUCAGAAAAAAUAAAGCAGGAGUGGUCAUUCACUGCAACCAUCGGAUCCCAUUUGGAGACUGGUUUGAAUAUGUUUCUUCCCCUAACUACUUAGCAGAGCUGAUGAUCUACAUUUCUAUGGCUGUCACCUUUGGGUUCCACAAUUUAACUUGGUGGCUAGUGGUGACAUAUGUCUUCUUCAGCCAGGCCCUGUCUGCUUUCCUCAGCCACAAAUUCUACAAAAGCAAAUUUGUCUCCUACCCAAAGCAUAGGAAAGCUUUCCUACCAUUUUUGUUUUGAGAGAACCUCAGUCAUGAAGAAAGCAAGUUAGGUGGCAAGUUCAAUGCCUAGAGACUGUGAGACCAAAGUGCACUUUCGGCAGAACUGUUUAAAAUUCUUUGUUCCAUAAAUGCUUUACCAAGUGAACAAAGCAAUAUCCUGGAGCAGAUAAAUCUUCAGAGUGUCUUCAAAGAAGAAAUACUUCUGGCAGACUUAGGGUUACCACCUCUGCUUUCUGCCAUGCUUUACAAAGCCAACCAACAAAUUAAAAAGUAGACAAGAUUUUUCCAAGCUGCUUCACAAGCACACUAACCAAGUCCAGACAGCUUCACACACAUACACAUGUACACCAAGAGGAGACAAGACCAUCUGCAGCUGGAAAGCUUGUUAGGGAACAAUGGACUGCACUAGAUAGUGAGGGAUAUAGUAGGGGUUCAAUAAAUAUUUGUAAAGUUCAAUUAUAGCAGAUGUAACAUUUGAAAAUAACAUUAACAUAUAAUUUGACACCAACCGUUUCAAAGAAAGAUGAGUCGUUGGGGUUAAUCUAUACUGUCACAUAUUGCACAAGAAUCUCCAGUUAUGAAACCAUUUGAAAAGUUACGAAAUUUGAAAAGUUAUGAAAUGAAGCCAUUUCCACUCAUCUCCCCUGCAAGUCAGCCUAAUAGAAACUUUUAAAACUUACUUAAUUCUUCUUUGACACUCCUUUCAAGAGAGUCCUUUAAAAGCAAAAGCAUUGAAAAAUAAAAUAUUUUUAUACGUAUGCAUAAAAAACCUUCUUUGAACUGAUAUGCUCUGAACCAGGUACUACUGAGGCCUCCUUCAGCAGUAGUUAUUCAAAUUGGAUAAUGUCACCUGAGUGCAUUUCAACUAACAGAAUGAAUUUGGAGAUAUCUAGGAAUAAAGUUUACACUUUAAAUUGCUUAUGCUAAAGACAAUAUCCAUGCUUAAGUCAAAGGGAAAUAAAUGCAUAGCAUGAAAGGAAAACUAAAUCUUAAACAAUAAUACUACAGCCUGAGCACAUUCACACAGCAUAGGACUUUCUAGCUCCUGGGUGAGAUAUUAACUUACUCCUUUUAUGCAAAUGUUGCAUUAUAGUCCACUAAGUGCACUUAUUUGUGCCUUGCUAAGGGGGAAAGAAUCUCAUUAUUAAUCAGACACAUCAAAAGCACAGUCUAAUAGUAUGUUCCCCAGCUUCAUCCUGGGUAGUAAGCCUAGAUUAAAACCAGUUCCUUUAAAUCUCACUUUAAAUACAUGCAUAGCAAAACACAUCCUGAAAUUCUUUCAUUCAUUCUGAUGUCACAUUUUCUCUCCCAUCAAUCAAAUACCACUUACUGAGCCCAUUGGUCAGUCUGUUCAAAUACAUGACAUAUUCAUUCCAUUUGUCAGUUGGAAUUUGCUGUUCUCCAAAUCAGGACCUUGGAACAAAAGCAUUUCUACUUUGAAAUAUAAAGCAUAUUUUAGGUUGGUUUUAAUCUCCACACAAAUAGGCUGUGUAAUUUUAAAUAAAUUAUUGAGGGAAAAGUUGUAUUUUACUUUAGCAUGCAAUUUUAUGCCUAGGAUCUGACUGAUGUUCUGGAGUCUUACUGUACUUGGAAGUAAAAUAGUGAGCAGAUGCCCACAACGUAUUCUGUCGGGAACUAUGAGAAAGCAUUGCCGUUUCCUGUUCCUGUCCUUGCUGUCCCUUGCACACUGUCCCCUGUCUCUUACUUUCCCUUCUCUUCUGUGCCCGAACAAUGCAUUUCUAGUUGGAAAUUAAAAAGGAAAUAGUGAUGUCUUCAAAGGAGUUUCAGACAAACUAGCAUGGCUUUUGGUGAAAGCUUAACUGAUGGUGCAUGAUUGAGAAUUGUGAGCAGCUAGAGACGUGGCUCACUGGUAGAGCAGAAGGCCCUGGGUCAUCUCCAGCACUGAAAAAAAAUAAAAAGAAAGAAAGGAAUGGGGGGAAAAAAUGUGCUGUGCUUCUAAGGGCAGAAUUAGCACUGUUUUGUGCAAGUGAAAAUAAUUCUGUGCCUCUAAGGGGAGAGCCCACAAAGACUCACAAAUUCUUCACAAGAAUGACCCAGAAAAUGCGUGGAGGUGGAGAUUCUUGACUUUCCUGUGUGAAUAGCCUUGACCUUUUAUUCUAGGCUGCCAUCAAGGUAAGGAAAUGAUACUGAACUACCUCAAAGCAGCAGUCUCUGGAUUCACUACUGACUAUUCAAAGUAUGUUGAAAGUUUGUUUUUUGACGAGUCUCCAAGUUCUAGCUCAUCCCACAUACUAACAUUUGCUUACAGUAAGCAUGAAUUACUUUGUCUCCAUAAAGCUGUGUUCUGUAUUAUAUUUUUAACUCAAUGAGUAGUUACUGCUAGAAUUCCUACCUAAAAAAAAAAAAAAGAAAGCCUUUGCAGAUAUUUUUGUAU
This is a messenger RNA of Urocitellus parryii (Arctic ground squirrel), 3403 nucleotides long. It is a transcript of the gene Srd5a3, whose product is annotated as steroid 5 alpha-reductase 3. Lineage: Eukaryota; Metazoa; Chordata; Mammalia; Rodentia; Sciuridae. Gene Ontology annotation, molecular function: 3-oxo-5-alpha-steroid 4-dehydrogenase activity. Gene Ontology annotation, cellular component: endoplasmic reticulum. The record is from RefSeq and is a predicted model, not a curated record. Gene Ontology annotation, biological process: polyprenol catabolic process; dolichol-linked oligosaccharide biosynthetic process.